Messenger RNA from Malania oleifera, 4454 nucleotides. Its product is annotated as kinesin-like protein KIN-12E. The transcript has 22 exons. The record is from RefSeq and is a predicted model, not a curated record. Bases 142 to 4383 code for a protein of 1413 amino acids. Gene Ontology annotation, biological process: microtubule-based movement. NCBI's taxonomy places the organism in Eukaryota, Viridiplantae, Streptophyta, Magnoliopsida, Santalales, Ximeniaceae. Gene Ontology annotation, molecular function: ATP binding; microtubule binding; microtubule motor activity.
AAUGUUCUCUCUCUCUCUCUCUCUCUCUCUCUCUCUCUCUCUCUGCGGAUUUUGCUCUCAAAACCCUAGAGUAGUUCAGUUCUUUGGGCUUGCUUCUCCGAUUCCAAGAAUCCACAAGCUUGACUAAACAGAGAAAGCACAAUGCCGUUCAUAUCAGAGGCGGCAAGUGCGAUCAAAAGCCGGUUCGGAUUCCACGACUCGUCGUCGGAGGCAUUGCCCAUUGUUCCGAGUUCCCCAUUCCUUCUCAAGUCCGCUUCGAAGGAUAAUUUUUUCAAUUCCUCGGCAAUUCGGAAUGCCAGUGACAGAGAUGAUCGCACGGCAGCGUCGAGCCAGAGCUUUGAGUUGCCAGAAGAUUCCUCUUUCUGGAAGGAUCACAAUGUACAGGUGAUUAUUAGAAUCCGUCCUCUUAGUAGUUUUGAAAUAUCCCUACAAGGCUAUAACAAAUGUGUUAGGCAAGAGAGCUGUCAAACAAUUACUUGGACAGGGCAUCCUGAAUCUCGUUUCACUUUUGAUGUUGUUGCAGAUGAGUAUGUUAGCCAGGAAAAGCUAUUCAAAGUGGCUGGAUUACCAAUGGUGGAUAACUGUAUGGAAGGUUACAACAGCUGUAUGUUUGCAUAUGGCCAAACUGGAAGUGGCAAGACUCACACGAUGUUGGGAGACAUUGAAGGAGGCACUAGAAGACAUAGUGUCGACUGUGGUAUGACGCCUAGAGUUUUUGAAUUCCUAUUUUCAAGAAUCCAAAAGGAAAAAGAGACACGCAGAGAUGAGAAAUUAAGAUUUACCUGCAAAUGCUCAUUUUUGGAAAUAUACAAUGAACAGAUUCUUGAUCUUUUGGAUCCAUCCUCUACCAAUUUACAGAUAAGGGAAGACACCAAGAAAGGAGUUUAUGUAGAAAAUCUCAAGGAAAUGGAAGUUGCAAGUGCUCGAGAUGUGAUCCAGCAACUUGUUCAGGGUGCUGCAAAUAGAAAGGUAGCUGCCACUAAUAUGAAUCGUGCAAGCAGCCGAUCUCAUAGUGUAUUCACAUGCACCAUUGAAAGUAAGUGGGAAGCCCAAGGUGUGGCUCACCAUCGGUUUGCUCGGCUCAAUCUAGUAGACUUGGCAGGCUCUGAAAGGCAGAAGAGUUCUGGUGCUGAAGGAGACCGUUUGAAGGAAGCUACCAACAUAAACAAGUCCCUUUCAACAUUGGGACUUGUGAUUAUGAACCUUGUGAACAUGUCUAACGGGAAGUCACUCCAUGUUCCUUACCGGGAUUCAAAACUCACAUUUUUGCUUCAGGACUCUUUGGGAGGGAAUUCAAAAACAACUAUAAUUGCAAAUAUUAGUCCUUCUAAUUGCUGUUCACUGGAGACAUUAAGCACACUAAAGUUUGCACAGCGUGCUAAAUUCAUUAAGAACAACGCAAUUGUGAAUGAAGAUGCAUCUGGAGAUGUCCUUGCCAUGAGGAUACAGAUUCAGCAACUCAAGAAAGAAGUGUCUCGUCUACGAGGUUUAGUCAAUGGAGGAGCUGAUAAUCAGGAAAAUGAUACUUUGACAGCAUCUUUUCCAGGAUCUCCUGGAUGCUUUAAGUGGGAAGGUCUUCAGGGGUCCUUCAGUCCACUUGCGACUGAUAAAAGGAUGUCACAUAAGAAAGAUUAUGAAGUCGCCCUUGUUGGGGCUUUCAGGAGGGAAAAAGAUAAAGAUAUUGCAUUUCAGGCUUUGGCUGCUGAAAAUCAGGCUGCUAUGCAACUGGCCAAACAAAGAGAAGAUGAGAUACAAGGGCUGAAAAUGAGGCUACGACUUCGAGAAGCUGGAAUAAAGAGGCUGGAGGCAGUUGCUUCUGGGAAAAUAUCUGCUGAGACACACUUGUUGAAAGAAAGGGAGGAACAUUUAAAGGAAAUAGAAGUCUUGCGCACUCAGGUUGAUCGGAACCAAGAAGCGACGCGAUUUGCUAUGGAAAAUUUGCGACUAAAAGAAGAAAUUCGAAGGUUGAAGUCAUUUUGUGAGGAGGGCGAACGGGACAUGCUGAAUGAACAGAUCACUGUAUUAGAGAAUAAGUUACUAGAAGCACUUGACUGGAAACUUAUGCAUGAGACUGGUCCCUCAAUAGUUCAGAAGGGAAAUUCAGACAUGUCGGCAGAUGUCCAAGAUGAUGCUAAUUUACUGACAUUUACUCAGCCAGCAUCACCUUGGCACUCCACAAUUAAUGAAGAGAAUGAAUUCCUUCGUAUGCAGGCAAUUCAAAACCAGGCAGAAAUGGACACACUUCACAAGAAACUAAACUUAUGUCUCGAAGAGAAGGAAAAAUUGGAAAGGCAUGUUAAUGAAUUGGUUACAGAGUUAGAGAAAGAGAGAUCAUCUAGAGAUGUGAAAGAAGAAACAAAGAAAUUGCAAAUUGAGCUUCCGUCUCUAGCAGGUGAUGUGGCCAAUAUUGCUUUCAAUGACCAGAUAGAGCUUAAAACAAUGGUUGAUGCUAUUGCUGCUGCAAGUCAAAGAGAAGCAGAAGCACAUGAAACAGCAAUUAUCUUGUCCAAAGAGAAUGAUGAAUUGCGGAUGAAGCUUAAGGUCUUAAUUGAAGACAACAACAAAUUGAUUGAACUGUAUGAGCAAGCAGUUGCAGAGACUAAUAACAGGAACAGCAGUAAAGACGAGAAUGUUCAAAAAGAAAACAAUGAGGAUGGCUGCAACAACGGUUUUGCUGAAGCUGAGAAAGCCUCAGAAGCUAACAAUGAAGAUAACAGUCGCGGUGAUGGUGGUUUUACUGAAGCUGACAAUGCUCAAGUAGACAACAAUGAAGAUAAUGGAAAUGGUGGUUUUACUGAAACUGCAGAAGAGAAUGAAGAAAUUGAGAUGAGAAAGGUGAUUGAGAACCUAGAGCAUCAACUGAUGGAAAUGCACGAAGAAAAUGAGAAACUAAUGGGUCUCUAUGAGAAUGCUAUGCAGGAGAGGGAUGAAUUUAAAAGAAUGUUUGUUUCUGGUGGACGUAACAGCAUCGACUUAAAAGGGGAUUUUAUUUGCCCAGAAAAGCUUGUUGAGGUGGAUGAAGGGGAAUGUGUCAAUUCUGAUGAACCUCGUAUCUACAGUGGGACAGAAAUUUUGAUGGGGGAAACCAGUUUUCCCAGAUUAACUGUGCAAGAUGUGUCCAGCGAACACCCUGGGACACACCAAGAAAAUGAACGUCUCCAAUCGGAUGAAACUGCUAGUAUUGAUGGAAAUAAUUCUGUCAAAGAAAUGAAGCCCUCAGAAGUUGAUGUGAGGUUGACACAAGAUAUUAAUUUGGUUAGGAUGAAGCUGGAUGGAGCACAACAAAAGCUUUCAGAUUCUGUCAAAGCUGCAAAUGUAUUCUGUUCUCUUGAGAAAGCAAUUGGUGAGGUUAAUAAGCUUUCAAGGGAAAUUGAAACAAUGGAAGAUGCAAUUCGAGUCAAGCAGGAAAAGUUUACAUCUCUUAAACUUCUCUCUUCUGAGAGGCAUGAAAAAAGAUUGUUAGUCAAUAAGAAGCUAUUGGCUCUCAAAUACUCUUUAUUGAGCUCAUCAUCAUCAGUUGUUUACUUUGAACAACGAGAGGUUCAAGCAAGGGCAAGGUUAGAUGCUGCAGAGUCUUACCUAAACAAAAAGAAAGAAGAAUUAGCCUGCCUCCAAGCCCACAAGAAUGACAUCGAAGCAGCUCAAAGAAAGAUUCAACAAUCUGAAGUUGAAUUGAGAAACCAUUUUGCCUGCUUAAAAUCAAAACUUGAAGAAGAAAACAGGAGACGGGAGAAUGAGAAGGUUCUAUUGGUCAUUGAUAAUGUAGAGAAAACAGAGAAUGUUUCCUCACAGAGAAAUUGGCAGUUCAGUGGUAAAGCAACUGAAUUACUGAAAUCCGAGGAAGAAAAAAUAAAGCUGCAAACUGAGAUGAGCAAGAGUCGGGAAAAGCUUGAGAUCAUAAGAAGGGAAGUUGAAGAUGUGAAUAACAAGUAUGAGAAAGUAGAGAGUAGGAUACAUGUGGUAGAGAUGGAAAUACAAAAAGGCUUGAAGACUGUAGAGCAGAUGGAGCUUGGGUUUCAAGGCGUCAUUGGAGAGAAGAGCAUGCUCUUGGAAUUUAGAGAGAAUGGAAAGGCCGAAUUUGACAACAUGAUUCUUGAAUUCCAACAGGCUGUGUUUGAAGUAGAUUUGAGGGAUGCCGAGAUAAUUAUUUUGGAGGGAGAAUUGCAGGCAGAAUCCAAGACAAUAGAGGAAAUACAAAGAACGAGGUCUGUAAUCAAUGAGAAGAUGAGCCAAUUGCUGAAAGAUGAAUGGUGCCAUUCACACUUAUUAUCUGAAAGGAUGGAGGAAGCAUUGCAAGAUAUUAUAAUGUUAAUCGUGGAAGCAAAAUCAUUGCUUGCAAAUUAUAGUCCAAAUGACACUAACUCCUCUGUACAACUUUCGUAACUUUGAUUAUGUCUGCAGACAAUUUGUCACUAAUGCACCCUUCAUCUUAUUGUUAAUCACUUAUCAUUAAU